Molecule: messenger RNA, 447 nt
Organism: Mangifera indica (mango)
Lineage: Eukaryota; Viridiplantae; Streptophyta; Magnoliopsida; Sapindales; Anacardiaceae
Exons: 1
Coding region: 1-447 (148 amino acids)
Source: RefSeq, a predicted model, not a curated record
AUGGCUCAACUGAUUGAGAAUCACAGAGAUGCAGCUGAGAUUUACCAUGGUGAAGCUCUCUGCAGGCAAAAAGUUGGUGAACUGCUUGAGGAAAUAUGUCUUCCUAAGGGCCUCUUUCCAACAGCUGUUGUAGAAAUUGGCUGUAACAGAUCCUCUGGAUUUGUUUGGGCCAAGCAUAAGAAGCAAGUGCAGUACAAAUUUAAGCGCAUUAACAAGACUAUCUCCUAUGAUGUUGAAGUUGCAGCAUUUUUUGAGAAACAUCGCUUGAGAAAUAUAACUGGUGUUAGGACUAAGGAACUGUUACUUUGGGUCAACAUCUCUGAUAUAGUCAUCAACGAUCCUUCUUCAGGAAAGAUCAAGUUUCAGGUCCCCAAUGGCAUGUGUCGUAUGUUACCUACUUCUGCAUUUGAGCUGGAAGAGAAUAAGGUUCUUGGCCAGGAGAAGUAA